Messenger RNA from Panicum hallii, 2012 nucleotides. RefSeq names its product fibrous sheath CABYR-binding protein-like. Lineage: Eukaryota; Viridiplantae; Streptophyta; Magnoliopsida; Poales; Poaceae. The coding region runs from base 266 to 1837 and encodes 523 amino acids. The record is from RefSeq and is a predicted model, not a curated record. The transcript has 2 exons.
UUUUGUCCAUGUGAGUUGCGAGUACCAAUUAAGUCUUCCUUCUCCCGCCCCCUUUCCGCCGCCGGCCGGAGCAUCUCUUCCAAACCCACCCCGGAGAGAAAUGCAUCCGUGCUACCAAAGGCACGGCACCCCGCCGCCCAAAUCCGGGCUCAAGACGCGCUCACAUUUUGGUCCAGGCACGGUACGAGAGGUUUAAGCCACAAGAAUCCACCCGCACGCAUGGCAGAUCGUUCGUGCGGCUGCCGCUACAUGCCAGGCGGGCGCCAUGGACAUGGACCUCGACCUCGACCUCGCCGUGCAAGUCGACUGCCCGCCCGCGCCCGGCGAGGACUUCGCCUUCGCCACCUCCGAGACCGACGCCGCCUUCCUCGUCCUCGCCCACCUCCCUGGUACGCGUGGAUGUCUCUCUCUAUACUGCCCAUUUCACUUGGCGUGCGCUAGCAAUGCAGAGCGUGAUGAACGGCGGUUGUUGCGCGCGCGUGCAGGCUACGCCAAGGAUGAGGUCGAGGUCCGCGUCGGCGCGGGCGGCGCGGAGUUCGCCGUCGCGUGCGCGAGGAAGGACGCGUUCGCGGUGGAGGCGGCGUCGGGGAGGGUGCGGGUGGCGCACCGGCAGGUGGUGGGCGGGUUCCGCCGCGUGUUCGGCGUGCCGCCGGGCGUGGACGCGGGCCGGAUCUCCGUCGGCUUCGAGGAGGACGACGGGCUGCUCGUCGUCAUCAUGCCCAAGCUGCGGCCCGGCCCGCCGGACGACGGCGGGGACGAGGAGGCGCGGCUCGACGUCGAGAGCUCCGGCUGCGAGUGCGAGUCGUCGUCCGGCGCGGGAAGCGAGAGCGACGACGACGUCGACGUCGAGAUGGAGCUGGAGCUCGGCGACGAGGCGUCGAGCCUCGAGUUGGGGCAUGAGGAUUGGGUCGACGUCGAGUCUGAGGAGGACGAGCCCGAGCCGCCGCCGCGCGACGUGCCCGUGGUUACGGAGGUGCCGGUGGUCACGGACGUGGCGGUGGAGACUCCGGUGCCGGUGGUUACGGACGUGGCGGUGGAGAUGUCCGUGGAGGUGGAGGAGGAUCGCGACGUCCCAGUGGAGACGCCGGUGGAGGUGGAGGAGGAUCGCGACGUGCCCGUGGAGACCCCGGUGGAGGUGGAGGAGGAUCGCGACGUGCCCGUGGAGACGCCGGUCGAAGUCGAGGCCGAGCCGCGGGUGGUGGACAUCGAGUGCGACGUCGUGUUCGAGCCGGCGGAGCCGGAGCCGCUGGUGGAGACGCCGAUCGAGGUGCUCGGGCCGCCGCGCCGCGAGCCCGAGCCGCCGGCCGACGUGCCGAACCCGCCGGUGGACAUCCCGUGCGACGUGGAGUCUAAACCCGAGCCGGCCGUCGUGCAGGAACCCGAGGAGGCGAAGCCACCGGCCGAAGAACCAGUGCAGGAGCCACCCGCAGAAGAACCGGUCGUGGAAGAGCCGACACCACUGGCUGAGCCGCCCGCCGAAGAACCCGUGCAAGAGCCGCCUGCCGAGGAACCCGCAGUGGAGGAGACGCCGGCCCAAGAACCAGUGCAAGAACCGGUGCAAGAGCCUCCAGCGGUCGAGCCACCAAAAGAACCGACCCCCACCCCACCAGUGUCUCCGCCAGGCAGCGAAUCUGGCAGCGAGGAAGGCAGUUCUGACGGGGACGAGCCGGGAGGUGCUGGCGACGGCAGGAGGAGGCGCGGCAGGAGAGGAGGGCGGCGGCCGCGGCGAGGGAGGCGCCGCGGGCUCCGUCUGGGCAUGUUGGUCGCCCCCGCGCUGAUCCUGCUCGCUCUCGCGGUGGCCGCGGCGAGGCGGCGGCGGCAGCAGCAGCGCGGGUGAGCCGGCCGUCUCGGCUCCUCAACGUGUAUGACAGAUUGACAGCAGGUGUUGUGUGGAGUAGCGUAGCCUGGGUACAUACCCUCCACUGAUCGCUGCCAUUUCUUUGUUGGAGCUUGAGCUUGAACCUGAGCCUGUUUCUGAACCUGGAAGAAAGCCGACCAAAUGACCAAGUGGG